This is a messenger RNA of Abrus precatorius (Indian licorice), 2153 nucleotides long. RefSeq lists its product as uncharacterized. The transcript has a single exon. Lineage: Eukaryota; Viridiplantae; Streptophyta; Magnoliopsida; Fabales; Fabaceae. The record is from RefSeq and is a predicted model, not a curated record. The coding region runs from base 883 to 1383 and encodes 166 amino acids.
UCUUGUUAACCAUUGGAAUAAUGCAUCUGUUUUUUAUUUUCGUUUCCACGGAAGCCAAUACGUUAAUAUUGCAUCUACAAAUAUCGCUGUUAACCAUGUUUUUUGUUCAAGUUAAACAGGAAAAAGUAUAUUAUUGUGUUGAGGUAUUAUACAUUCUAAUUAAACAACAAAACGGGAUACAUAAAUUCAUUUUACCAUAAAAAAAGAAGAAGCUAAUAGUAAAUUCUAUUUAAAAAUAUUACUAAAUUAGAAUCACAAAGUUAUUUAUUUCAUAUAUGCUUUUAAAUUAUUUUAACUCAUUAGUCUAUGAGCAAAAUUUAAGUGCAGUCACCAUAAUUUAUGGUAAAAUUAAAUACAAACAUUUUUAUUAAAAUAAGAUUUUAAUUUUAAUUAAUAAAUAAUAUUUAAUUAAUAAAACUCUGAACCCUAAAUAAUGUUAUCAGCACUUAAAGAAUACCACCUAAAUUUUCAACUUUAUUCUGUUCACUUAUCACAUUGGGAUUGCAGUUAUAAUUAAUGAAAAACCUAUCAGGCAAAUCAAAAUCUAGCAUAACAUAAAUUAGGUUCAGUUUAGGAAAUUUUAGGUAAGGAAGCAAGAGCAAUGAAAAGGGCAUUUUUUACCUACAGAAGUUUCUGUCUGUUUAAAUUAAUUGUGUAGUUUUGAAGAAGCCCAUGAAAAAGAAAGAAACUUGGGAUUUAAAAAAGAAGAAUAAAAAGGUUUAAAAGCUAGCCGUUAGGAGCAUCUUCGUUUCCUUUGGCAACGGUAACAUGAUAAUUAGACCGUUCUGAUCUUAAUUAGUAGCAAAGCAUAUAUAAAUUUCUCUUAAACUCACAACUUGAUAUCCAUAUCAUAUCAUACUUUGAUUAAUCUAUACAGAGGAAAUGGGUGUGUCAACGAGUCCUCAAUAUCACAUCCACAAGGUGUUCCUCUUCUGCAACUACAUUCUCUUGGGUGCAGCUUCCAGCUGCAUCUUCCUCACCCUCUCUCUUCGCCUCCUUCCCUCAAUCUGUGGCUUCUUCUUGAUCCUUCUACACGCUUUCACCAUUGCAAGUGCUGUUUCCGCAGUCUCAGCAGGGACUAACCGCUGGUACUCUGCUCACAUGGUAGCCACUGUUCUAACGGCUAUAUUUCAGGGUUCCGUUUCGGUUCUCGUUUUUACCAGAACCGGUGAUUUUCUUGCACAAUUGAAGUCCUACGUGAGGGAAGAGGAUGCUUCGGUGAUUCUCAAACUUGGCGGUGGACUCACUAUUUUGAUCUUUUGCUUGGAGUGGGUAGUGUUGAUUCUUGCCUUUUUCUUGAAGUAUUACUCUUACGUAGAACGUGGUGAGGGUGGGGAUUCGAAGAGUUGCAAGAUUCAGCAGCUUGGGGAUUUUAAGGUUUAGUUUAUCGGUUUGGUUCAGUUUCGGAUUUCAGAACAGCUCUGUUGUGAAUUUGAACUGCAUUCGUUAAUUUCUUGGGGUUUUUUGACGUUUGAUUAUUCUUUUUAUUUUGUUUGUUGUUGUGUUGUGUUGUAAUUAUUAUGUUUGGAAUUCGGAUGCGUGAUUGAGUGAGAAAGAAGUAAAGUAAUGGCUGAAUGUAAAAGGAGGAGGAACAGUAGGUAGGGUAUCGGUAUCCUUGUUACAACGUAAUUAUUGUGGGGUUUUCUUUUUUUAAUCGAUUUUCUUUACUUUUUUCUGCUGGUGCCUUUCUUUUACAACCUGUGCAUAAUUUGAGAAUUAUGGAUCCUCAUCAUCCUCCAUCUCUUUGGUUGUUCAAAUUAUUUGACAAAAACUUGUUAAAGAAGGCACUAAGUGAAACCAGUAUAGUAUAAACGACUUUUCUUGGUAAAAGAAAAGGCUUGUUUUUUGCCAUUUACAUUUUUCUCCAUUUCAAGAAGACAGAUUAGUGGGUUUAUUGUUCCCUUCAUUGCCUAAUUAUACUUGAUAUGCAAACAGCCCUAAAAGCCAAUGACAAAACCAACAUGAUGACACAGGUAAAUUCUCUGUGUUUCUCCCUUGUUGUGAAAUGUGUUUCACUUCAUCCAUUGAUUGCGUCCCAAUUGGUUGUGACACUUCACAUGAUGUUGUGUUUUGGCUCUAAUGCGUCUAAAUCAGUGGACCACAGUAGCAAAAGGAACUUUGACUUGCAUCGGAGGGUGAUGACUUGGCUCAUC